Molecule: messenger RNA, 4109 nt
Organism: Dermatophagoides pteronyssinus (European house dust mite)
Lineage: Eukaryota; Metazoa; Arthropoda; Arachnida; Sarcoptiformes; Pyroglyphidae
Gene: Vps8
Product: vacuolar protein sorting 8
Biological process (GO): protein targeting to vacuole; endosomal vesicle fusion
Cellular component (GO): HOPS complex; late endosome
Molecular function (GO): protein binding
Source: RefSeq, a predicted model, not a curated record
AUAUAAAAUUCAUUAUUUUUAUAUAAAUCAUGUCAUCGAUAGAAUCAUCAAAUUUUGAUAUUGAUUUUUCAAUUCCAUAUGUUGCCGAAACGCCCACAUUAGACGAAAUUCUUGCCGAAAAUCAUGAUAAUAUUUUUGAAGAAAUUGAUCAUUUGAUUGAGCAAGACUUUGGUCAACUUGGUGAAGAUACUUUGGAAUAUUCUGAAACCGAAUUAUUGGAUACUAGUCUGGCAAACCAAUCAUUACCUGAUAAUUCGAAUGUUCAAAUAGAAAGUUCAUUUAAUGUGGCUGAAUUAACUUUCAUAAAAACACAGCUAUCACAAUCUAAAAGUGAUCAAAUUGAUUCAGGCAAUCCCACUGCGUUUGCAUUGUCGCCAAAAUUCUUGGCAAUUGGUACAUUUCAUGGUCACGUUCUUCUGUUCGAAUUGGGCAACGAUAAAAUUGUCGCGUUUCUUAAGCAUAACAAAGAAUUUGGAUCGAUAUCAUCUGUGACGAUAAAUCGAGAAUCUACUCGAUUGGUAGCCGGCGGUAGUCGUGGUUCAAUUUCAUUAUGGAAUUUGAUAAGUUAUGAAAUGCUUCGAGUCAUUAACGAUCUAAAUGGUCUUUAUAGCUCAAUAUUAUCUAUAUCUUAUCUUUCUAAUGAUCAUUUCGUUGUAUUGAAUGAUACGAGUGGAUCAAUAUUCAUAAUGGAUGUGCGUAAGAAAAAUUCAAGAUUACAAUGUGUAUUUUCCGGCAGUCGUGGCGAAGCACUUGUUUUAAAACCACUAACUUAUGAUGACAUUCCUCAUGAUCAACCGGAAUUUAACGGAAUCGAACAGAUCUGCUUGUUAGCUAUGGCAACUGUUUCUAAAAUGAUUGUUAUUUCAUUGCGGCCAUCGGUUGUUGUUCAUUUUACUACAACACUUCGUUCUACACAUUUAGAAUAUCUUCCAUUAAUUGCCUGGAAUCUGUCAUUCAAAUAUGGUAAUGAAUGCAUGCCAUUGUUGACAUUUGGUCGACAAAAUCAGAUUUUCAUUCAUAGAAUGGUUACAGAUUUUGUCGAAAAGAUUACUUUUAUUCCAUUGUAUCAAUUUACCACAACAAAUUAUAUGUUACAACAUCUGAGUUGGUUUGAAGAUGAUAAAUUGUUUGUUGUUGAUACAGAUGAAAUUGGACAUCUAAUCGAUGUAAUCGUACAAGAAGAAAUGGAAAAAAUCGAUCUAAGUCAUAUAGAAUUGGUUUAUGAAAAUGCUCAUUUCAAAUCAUUAGCCAAUGGAGGCUAUGUUAGUCAGGCAAUGUCUCAAGCUGGUGAACAUGCAUGUAAUAAUUCUAUUUAUCUACGAAUCUUGAACGAUGAAUCGAAUAGAAAAAAGAAAAAAAAUCAACUCUACAUUUUAGGUAUUCGAUCAAUGUUUGUUGUUACUUUACGAAAUUGGGAAGAAAAAGUUAAUCAUCUAAUAUUUGACUGCCAAAAUUAUGGCGAAGCAUUACAGUUCCUAUAUGAUCAAUAUGAAUUGUAUAAUGAUCGACAAAAUUCCGAUGUAGAGAAUGUUAUUGAUCGUGUAAUAGAAAUGAUGAAUACAACAUUAAUAAGUUAUAUUCAGCAAUUAGAACCAAAAAAUAUUAAACAAAAUGAAGAUGCUACAAGAGAAUUGAUCAUCAAUUUAAUCAAAUACAUUAUUUGUUUGAAAUCCGAUCAACGACAAAUGGUUAUAUUUAAAUUAUUUGAACAAAUUAAUUCGAAUUUAAUGAUGAAAUCAAUUUUUAUUGAAUCACUUGAGCCUCAUAUUUUUGAUGAUCAAUUAUCUUCGUUGAAUCCUGUGAUUGUCAAAGAAAUGAUUGAUUAUUUUAUUGGUAAAGAAUGGUAUAACCUAUUGGAUUCAUUGAUUAUUCAUUUGAAUAUUGAAUCAUUGGAUAUUGAUCAUAUAAUUCGAAUCUAUAGCCAGUAUUAUCUAUACGAUUCAUUCAUUUAUAUCUACAAUUGUGCUAUGCAAGAUUUUAUAACUCCUUUCAAUGAACUGCUCAAAUUAUUACGAAAUUCAAUUCAAACUAAAUCGCAACUUUUUCCGAAAACUGAUAUUAUUAUUGGAAACAAAUUACUCGUCUAUUUGAAUUGUAUGCUAACUUGUACAUACUAUCCAAACAAAGGUUCAUUACCAGAAUCACAACAACAAGAUCAUUUGGAAACUUGUUUUCAACGUCUUAUGGCUGUAAAUGAUGACAAUCGAUUAGACAUAAUUGAUGUUCUAUUUCAAUAUGAUUCGAUUGAAUUUCUUAAUACACUUUUGAUUGGAUUUGAUUAUCUGGAUAAUUAUCAUCCGAAUCUAUGUUAUUUCAAACAGAUGAUCAUUGACAAAAUGCUUGCAUUUAUUGUUGAAACAAAUAUCACUGAUUUGGAUGAUGAUCAUCGAAAUUCUUUUUUCAUAUUUCUUGGUCGAUGCUGUAUUUCGAAUCAAUCUUCAUCACAGAAUUCAAUCAAACUUAUUAAGGAUCAUUUUAAUCAAAUGAUCGAUUCAUUAUUCAAAGCUAGUUCGAAUAAACGAUUCGAAGAACGUCAACAAAUUCUUAUUCAGCUUUUUCGAAAUGCACCUUGGAAUCAAUGGCUUAAUGAACAGAAUUUUUUAGAAAAAGCUCAAACAAGUCGUAUGUAUAAAAUUUGUGAACAAAUCUAUAGUGAUCGUCGUGAUUGGAUCAAUCUCUUCCGGCUACAUGUUGAAGAUCCCAGUAAACAUGAAGAAAUUUUCAAUUUUAUCGAUUUAAUUAUCAAACAAGAUGAUAGUUUUUUCAAUUCACAAAAUUUCAUUGAAAAUUGUAACAAAAGUGAUUUUCUUAAUAUCGUUUUUGAACAUUUUCGUUUUUUGGUUCAAAUAGAUCAUCAAAAAUCUAGCCAAAUUUUCUAUCAAUUUGUUGAACAAUGUGAAGGACUUUUUAAUUUGAUUAUUGAUCAACUUGAAACCGAACCAUAUCAUAAAUAUCAAUUUCUUCGACAGAUCAUGAUCGAUGACAAUCAAACCAAUAAUGAUGAAACAAAUGUAGCUAAUAAAUCUAAAAUAUUGGAACAAAUUUGUAAUGAUGGAAAAAAUCAAGAUAUUUUUCUUGAACUAUGUUUACAAUUUGAACCAGAACAAAUUGUUUUGAUGCUAGAAUUGUUGAAAAAUUAUGAUCAAAUGAAAAUGCUUGAAAUUUGUCAUGAAUUGCAAUCAUAUGAUGGUCAAGCAUUUAUAUUGGAAUCAAUGAAACAAUAUUCAAAAUCAUUCGACGUUUUAUUUGAUCAAUUCAAAAAAACAUUAGAUGAUAUUCUCAAAAUGGAUGGCAUGUUAGUUAAUAUAGAUGAUGGUGAACAAUUAAUAAAGAAUUUUCAAAAAAUUCUUAGUUUUUGUGAUCGUCGUCAUGAUCCAUCGAAACCGGAAAUGUAUUGGCUUGAGCUGCUUGAAUAUCUUAUAUUUGUGAAAUCUGAUUGUCAUCAACAACAAAAAUCAUCAACAAAAUCUCGUCGACCAAAUGAAACGAACGAUAAAAUUGAUUUGAAUAAACUAUUGAAUCAAUUAUUUGAAACACUUAUGAGCGAAAUGUUAACCCAUUUGAAUCUUGUCCUGUUUCUUGAUAUUAUUAUGGAAAAAAUUCUUAAACAAUCUGAUACUAUAUGUGAUUUUCGUGAAAUGCUUCUAUGUAUAUUGGAAAAUUAUAAUUAUGAAAAAACUCUUUUAGAAUUGACGACCAAUAUUUUAUCAUCUGAACAUCGUCAACUUAUUGAACAAUUUCGUCGAUUAAAAUUACGUUCGAAAAUAUUUCGUCGAUCAAUGAUACAUUGUGAAUUAUGUGAUAAUAAUGAUGAUGAUGAUGUUAACAUAGAUGUUAAUGAAAAAUUGAUUACAUUCAAUAAUUGUGAUCAUAUUCUUCAUUGGUCAUGUUUACAACGAUUUGCAGAUCAAACAAAAUGUCCGGCUUGUCAUAUUAAACUUAAUCAUAAUUAUGAUAAAAAUUUUCAUAGACAUCAAAAAAUUCAAUAUCAGCCAAUAUUUAAUGAUAUUCAAUUACGAAUUCUCAAUCAAAUUCAUCAUGGCCGAUUAAAAUCAUGGAUUCAAAAACAAAAACCAACAUCAUCAUCUAAAUCGAUUAAUCAACGAACA